AUGGAGGAUGAAUUAUACAAUGAAAUUAUUAUGGUAUUAAAGGACUCCACAAUUUUAGGAUUUGGUGCCAAUGAUGAAAAAAAAUAUAGAGGAAUUAGAAAAUUUUAUACAUUCAGAGAAACUUCUGAUGGUAAAAUAACUUUAAUUAAGAAUGUAAUUGAUAAACUUAGAAUUGUUCCACGUAGACGUGAAUUACCUGCUAUAUUCAAUAAAUAUCACGACGAAAGUAGUCAUGCAUCUAAACAUGUUUUAAUGAGAGAGACAAUGAUUGGAUAUUUUUGGCCAACCAAAACAGUUGAUAUUGAUGCCUAUGUAAACAAUUGUGUAUAUUGCAACGAAUUUAAAAAAAGAUUUGGUAAAGCACCAAGCAAGAGAGAUAGAUCUAUAGUUUUGGAGGAAACAAAAGGUAUCAUUGUUCCAAAAAGACCAAAUAAAAGAAAAUCAAAAGAACCAGCAUCAUCAAAAACAAAAACUACAAAAACAAAAUCAUCAAAAAAAACUGAAGAAGGUCCUUGGGGUUCAAUUUUAGAAAAGAAAAAAAAAGAUAAUGAUAGUGGUGAUAGUGGUAUUGAUAGUGAAGAUGAUAACGAUAAUAGCAAUGACAAUGAUGAUAGUGAUAAUAGUAGUAGUAAUAGUAAUAAAAAUAAUCAAAGCUCCAGAGGAACAAAAAGAUUAAAAUCAUCUAAAAAUCAUGAAGACAAUGAUGAUGAUGAUGAUGAUGAUGAUAAUAAUGAUGAGGAUGAUGACGAUGAAGAUUACAAUGACGAUGACGAUGAUGAUUAUAAAGUUGAAGAAAAUGAAGAAAAUGAAGAAGAAAAUUUUAAACCAAAAAGAUUAGGUGGUAGUAGAAGACAAUCAGCUAUCUCAUCAAUUUCUGAUGAUGACUCUGAGAUUUUAUAA
This is a messenger RNA of Dictyostelium discoideum AX4, 900 nucleotides long. RefSeq lists its product as hypothetical. Lineage: Eukaryota; Evosea; Eumycetozoa; Dictyosteliales; Dictyosteliaceae. The transcript is spliced from 3 exons. The coding region runs from base 1 to 900 and encodes 299 amino acids. The record is from RefSeq and is a predicted model, not a curated record.